Phragmites australis (common reed) is the source of this 2312-nucleotide messenger RNA. Its product is annotated as probable serine/threonine-protein kinase PBL8. The coding region runs from base 770 to 2002 and encodes 410 amino acids. Gene Ontology annotation, biological process: protein phosphorylation. Gene Ontology annotation, molecular function: protein kinase activity; ATP binding. The transcript has 6 exons. The record is from RefSeq and is a predicted model, not a curated record. NCBI's taxonomy places the organism in Eukaryota, Viridiplantae, Streptophyta, Magnoliopsida, Poales, Poaceae.
AUCCUCGUGUCUCUCUCUAUAUCCUCUAGAUGUGUCGUCUUGUAUCCUCCGUUUCACCGGAUCUACUACCACAUCUCACAGCCUCUUAAUGCCACACCUGACCUUGUCUCCUCUGCCACUGCUGUUGUUCGCUGCCUUCCUCCUCAGUCCUCACCCAUGGCUCCCGCAAUGCCAUCCCACUUCGCUUUGCGUCUACUCAUCACCAUGCUUCUACCAUUCUGAGCAAAUCCAACCGAGGGAUUGAAAACAACUCAGACAACUAAUGAAUAACAAAUCCGAUAUUGAAAUCCGAUAGCGAAUGACUAAUGAAUAACAAAUGAAAUACCAGCUCUUUUUAAGAGCCUCACCCCUCUUCUCUACCUCUCCUUUCCUCUGCCAUUGACACACACACUCACUCGCACACAACCCUCACAAGUCACACUCACAGUCUCACACCCAGACGCCAGCAGCUCAGCCCCGCCCCUGCAACGGUUGCUGGUGCCUCCUUUCCUGCCUGGCUGCCAAGUUGCCUUGUUCGGCGCACACGCGCAGACACGCGCAGACCACGGGAAGGAAGCAUACAGCUUUGCUCCCCUCAGGAAAGAGGAAGCGCACACGCCUAGUAGCUUUCGCUUCGUCUCGUCUCGAAGGAAGAGGCGGAUGGCAUGAAGAGCCAGGUAUCACCUGCCAAGCAUGAGAGACUGGGCUACCUCUGGUGCCAUUAGAAGAACCCCACCGACCGCACCACAAGGAGGAGGAGGAAGAGGAAGAGGAAGAGGAAGAGGAGAAGAUGGGUAACUGCGGGACACGAGAGGAGAAUGCUGUCGUCGCCGCGCACGCGCAAGUUCAGCAGCUCCACCUAUUACAAGAUCCUGCUAAGAAUGCUACUUCAGAUAGGAAGCACACCCACACCUCAUCAGAUAUAAGUGAUCCUUCAACACCUAGGAAAAUUGAAGAUGCCAAGUACAUUUCCAUAUACAACAAUGUGAUUUCCUUCACAUUGUUUGAGCUCGAGACAAUCACAAAGAGCUUCCGUGCUGAUUAUGUUCUUGGUGAAGGAGGGUUUGGGACUGUUUACAAGGGUUACAUAGAUGAGAAUGUCAGGGUUGGUUUGAAGUCGUUGCCUGUUGCAGUUAAGGUGCUCAACAAAGAUGGACAUCAAGGGCACAGAGAAUGGCUUACCGAGGUUAAUUUCCUGGGGCAGUUAAGGCAUCCAAAUCUAGUAAAGUUGAUUGGAUAUUGCUGCGAAGAUGACCAUCGGCUGCUUGUCUACGAGUUCAUGUUUCGAGGAAGUCUAGAAAAUCACUUAUUCCGAAAGACAGCUACGCUGUUACCCUGGGCUACAAGGAUGUCGAUUGCACUGGGAGCUGCCAAAGGGCUUGCUUGCCUCCACAAUGCUCAAAGGCCUGUCAUCUACAGAGAUUUCAAGACCUCAAAUAUUCUGCUAGACUCUGAUUACACUGCUAAACUGUCUGACUUUGGCCUGGCAAAAGCUGGUCCAGAAGGUGAUGAAACCCAUGUAUCAACUCGAGUGAUGGGAACCUAUGGUUAUGCAGCUCCUGAAUACGUGAUGACAGGUCACUUGACUGCUAGAAGUGAUGUCUACAGCUUCGGUGUUGUCCUUCUCGAACUCUUGACAGGGCGCAAAUCCAUUGACAAGUCACGGCCCAGCAGGGAGCAGAGCUUGGUUGACUGGGCCCUCCCCAAGCUCAAUGAUAAGAGGAGGCUUCUCCAAAUCAUCGACCCGAAACUAGAGGGGCAGUAUUCAGUUAGAGCUGCUCACAAAGCCUGCAGUCUUGCAUACUACUGCUUGAGCCAGAACCCCAAGGCAAGGCCUCUUAUGAGUGACGUCGUUGAGACCCUUGAGCCAUUGCAGGGCAGUGGUGGAAGUAAUGGAGCUGGUCAAUCUUCUGGCCUUCCUGACUAUAGAGUUCGCCGCAGGCUAACAGGGAACAGCGUCCACUAUAGGGCCAUCCCAAACCCCAAGUGCUCCCCUGCUGUCCCUGCAUGCAGAGUGAGGUGAGAGUGCUGUUUCAGUUGAUGCUGGAAUAGGUUCAGUUGUAUAUUGCGAAGUCUAAACCAUGGAUGGUGUGGGUGCAUGUGUGCACCAGUGCUGCGUGUGUUUGGGUUUUUCUUUUUUGCUUUUCGACCGGUGUUUUGAUGUGUAAAUUUGAUCUGCAUGCUGCUGCUUGUAAGGCCCUCUAAUUUUCACUGUGGCCUUAUGUAUCCUUGACAGAGUGAGGCCUGCCGAAAGCGGCGGGUUUAACCGUAGAAAUGAAAGGCUGAACUAAGAGUGGUUGGAUGGUUGAUAUGGCAUAUGGUGGUGGUGUUCA